ACAAGCCAUCUGUAGAUUUGAAAACAAGAUCUUCGCGUGGCCUCGGCUUGGUAGGCAGGCAUUCGGCCAAUUCGGCGGCGCCGUAAGGUCGUCUUGUGCAGCAUGUAGCGCCGUGCCAAGGCUUCCGUCAUUUCUACAGCCUUCAAAUUGCCCGUAAAGGGACCACCCGAUUGCUCGACUACUUAUGUCGAGCAGCUUCUAGCCCCUGGCACCAAAAGGUCUCUGGCUCGGCUGCUCCGAAACAGUUCCAGGUAACCGCUGCCGCGGCCACCACUGUCGUGUUGUUGCUGCUGGCUGGCGCGUCGCGAUCGCGCACCUCAUGCAUCCUAGCCCGCUUCAUUGACCCGCGCUUUGCUGGAAAUGGACCAAGCUGCCGCCGAGGAAGCUCGGAGGGAGCGCGACCGGCUCUACGUGAGCGACGAGGAAGCGACUUUCACCCACGACGAGGUUCUGCCGCCGCUGCCGGUCCCGCCGCUGAGGCACACCAUCGACAAGUACCUAGACUCGGUUCGUGUUGUUGUGUCAGACGAGGAGUAUGUGCUCACCGAGGGCAUCGCCACCGACUUCGAGAAUGGCAUCGGUGCCAAGCUCCACCAGCGGCUCCUGCAAAGGGCACAGCACUCCAGAAACUGGCUGGAGAAGUGGUGGGAGGACAUGGCAUACCUGUCCCAGCGGCAGCCUCUGCUGCCGAACUCGCACAUGGCCGGCACGUUCGCGCUCUUCGAGGACGCCUUUCAAUUCCAGGGCGGCCGCAGCCUCUGGGCGGCGCGGAACAUCACCUACUACCUCGACUUCUGGGCACUCCUCAGAAAGGAGAGGCUGAAGCCGCAGUCAUUCCGCAAAAUUCCGUGGACCAUGCACCAGUUCAGGAGGUUCUUCAACACUGCGAGAAUACCUGCCGGAGGGAAAGACGAGCUCAUCUGCAAGUUUUUGACCGAGGCGGAGGAGAGCUAUGCGGGCGAGUCUCCCACCCACAUUGUGGUGCUCCAGAGCGGCCGCAUGUUCACCUUCGAUCUGCUGAACGAGCUGCGAGAGCCUCUGACGGCGGCCGAGAUCACCGCUCAGCUGAACCGCAUUGAUAACGUGUGCACUAGCUUAGGUCCUGGUGCAGGCGUGGGCAUCCUCACACAUGGAGACAGGGACAGUUGGGCCCAGAAUCGCAAAUUUCUACAGGCAUUACACCCUGAUAAUGAGCGUUGCUUGCAGCUGAUUGAGGAUUCUAUGUUUGUGCUUGUCAUGGACGAUGCUUCACCCAGGAACAGGCAAGAGGUAUUGAGUGAGUGCUUGAAAGGUGACCCCAGAAAUCGCUGGUUGGACAAGUCAUACACAGUUGUCGUCUUCAGUAACCUUGCUUUGGGCUCUUCGGCUGAUCACACACCAUUUGAUGGGAUGGUUCCUGUUACCUGUGCUCAUUACGUACACUUGACAUAUCUGGCAACAAAACUUAACCCGAAUGAUGGAACUGUUCGUGCUGCCCUUCCGAUGCCAGAAGAGCUGAAGUUUCACCUGGACCAUACUCUGGAGUCGGAGAUGGAGCGUGUGAAGUCCGAGUACUACGCCUUGUGUGACAACUUGGACGUGGUGUGCGAUGUCUUCACCGGCUACGGCAAGGGCUUUAUGAAGCCAGUGCGAAUCCAUCCAGAGGCGUUCCUGCAGGUUGCAAUCCAGCUGGGCUACUACAAACUGCAUAGAAAACCAGGUGCAACGUACGUGACAGCAUCAACACGAGGCUUCUAUCAUGGCCGAACAGAGACGUGCCGUGCUUGCACACCUGAGUUGGUGGAGUUUGUCAAGGCUGCUACAGAUGGCAAAACCUCGAUAACAAGAGUCGUCACGCUCUUAAAAGAAGCCGUGCAAAAAUUCGAAACCCUGAUGGUAGAAUGCUGCAAGAACUACGGGUGUGACCGCCAUUUGAUGGGCCUUGCACUCACUGCCUUGGAAGAUGGCACGCCCAUGCCUGACCUCUUCCUGGACCCUGCAUUUGUCAAAAGUGGUGGCAACGGGAACUUCAUAUUAUCAACCAGCUGCAACGGCUACACGCCACUGAUCGGCUGUGUGGCUCCGAUGUGUACAGAUGGCUAUGGCGUCUUCUACAGCAUUGAAGAGAACAAGGUCAUCUUUGCCUUGUCUGCCUUCAAGGAAAGUGACGAGACUGACGCACGGACGUUGUAUCAGCACAUCGUGCACGCGCUGUUUGAUUUGCAGGGUAUGCUGCUCUCGGCCAAGCUGUGACACGUGACGGCCGAGGCCAUGCUUGCGUGUUUUAACGCUUGUGGAGACGCCGCGCGUGCUGCCCAAUGUAGAUCAGCCGAAGACCAAGGGCAGCGCUGGGCGUGUUCAUAACACUGUGAUUGUACCUUGCGUUUUAUUUUUCUGACGGUUUUCGAUUUAGCCAUAUUUCUUUAUUAGGUAGGUGUUUGUAUUGUUCUUUUUUUAACCACGAUGAUGUAUAUUUUGCGACCCUAUUUUUUACGAACAAUGCACGGCAAUUGUAUUCAGGUAUGCUGUUUGUAUACACAAGGUAUUUACGAGGAAGGAGGUGUACAGCCGCAGCUUUUCUGCACAAGAUUCUCCUUUUUUAUGUUAUUUCUUCAACUGUGCUUUUUUCACAGACUCGCGGAAAAAACAUUUGCGCUAUAAAAGGCGCAUGGAAGUAGUAUACUUAUGUGCGUAAGUUUUAUAAAGCCCCCAAGUUUAAGACUGCGAAUGGUAUUCAUUGCCCUUAUCAUUACGUUACGUGAACCUUCAAGUACUUAAGCUGGGCAAUGGAAUAUAUUUCGUAUGCGGGGAUAUGCGAACAUUUGGGUUUUAGGGCAUGGAUUGGACAGCACCUGAUGAAGUCAUUUAGGUUAAUGUUUGCAAACUUAAUGUUUGAGUCAUGAAUAAUUCGAACUACGACGGCAAAUCACACAGUCCUUGCCCCCAUUUUUAAUUAGCUAGAAUAAGGUACGUACAGGUAAUUAGAAAUAUACAUACUAUUAUACGUACCCUACACUAUUUUUUCCACAUAGUCCCCACACUAGUUCAGACAUUUCUCCCAUCGCAACUCUAAAUUUAAGCUACCCAUGUGGUAGAAUUCGUCUGGCUGACUGUGGAUUGCCAUGUAGCCUUUUGCCAGCUCGCAACACCACUACCUCACACUUCUCAAAGCAAGACACCUUUCCCCAUGCGUGGGCUGCAUAUCCCUGUAGCUUUCGAUGGGCAUCCGUUUCUUGCUCCAUUGAAAACUAAUCGAAAACGUUCGUUGCUCGUAUGCCUUGUACGUGGGAAGCACAACUGCCAUCUUCAUCAACUGAUGGCAGUGUCGUGCCAUGGAGGUACUGGCAGAUAAAAUCGGCCCAGUCCAAGAAAGAUCCACCGCUAGAAAUGGAUAUGUUGACUUCACAUUUACAGCCAUAAUUCGAAAAAAGAAAAAUAGGGGCAAGGACUUUUCUGAUUUUCCCUCGUACCAAAGUGUAGCUCUGCUCACAUGUGAAUGUAGAUCUGAUAUAUAGUAGACUUACAGAAGGCCACUUAGAUUGCUUGCCAAAAUCAUGCCAAUCUUAUUUCGUUUGAGCACCAAAAUUGGGUCACGCUAAAUUGAUUGGUUUGCAUUCUCACACAAGUGCACCACUGUUGCCAACAAGAUAGCUUUCGUAUGAGAGAUGACUUGAAUAAAUCAGAGGUGUAAUCAUCUUGGAGAUGCAAAACCUGCUCCCACAGUUGUACAUCACCACCGGUAAAGUGUUGUCAGCCAUUCAUAACAAAAAUCCUAUCGAAUAAAAUGUGAGAAUUAAAGAAAAUGCAACUGUGCCAGUUUAAUAUGGUUUUUCACCAUGGGAACCCACCUAUUUUCGAAACAGCUAGGUAGUCCUCAACAACACUGUAGGAAGGCUGCAAGCUUUGCUUUGCAGCUUGACUCGACCUGUCGAAUCCUAUGCAUGAGCUAUGCUAUGAGCUGAGCACGCUCUGGACAGCCUCUCGAUUUCUCGCCAGCUCAGAUCUCUAAAAUUAAUAGUAAAGUUCAAUUAACAGCACCUAGCUGUUUUCUUACAAUGCAGUGACAACAGCAACGUUCAUCAUGACGUCUUUGAUAAUCGUCAUUUCAUCAGACCUGUGGCACAGCUGCUGGGGGGUUUCCAUCAUCUUAUUUUGCUACAGCAGUGUUCCUUGGAGACCAUCUCUUCAUUAACUGUGGCACCCUCUGACUUGCCAAGAGUGUGGACUCUGGGUUAGUAUGCUAUGCCGAUGGUUUCAGGCAGCCAUGAUUUUAGGAAGGCACGUAAUUUAUGUAUGUCGCAACUAUGAAGCAUGCAGACUAGCGAUCCUGUGUUUGCGGCCAUUUUAACUUGCAGGAAUGCUACUCUCAUUCACCACAUUCGUGGCUGUAGUACUUGUAGAAAUAUGCCGUAUUUAUCUCUCGGCACAGAAAAUGUACCCACAAAUUUAUCAGUCUAGCUAGACAUGCGACGAUGUGAGAAAUUUUCUGCUCAGAGCCUCCUUCAAGCUGAAGAAAUGCUGCCUUCAUUAUUUUACUCAUCAGUAAAAUACUUUCCAAGGCCCCUGCACGGGGAAUUGAGUAGGAAGCAUAGAAUCAAGCAAGCACAUACAAUCUCAUAGCAAUAUGAAGGUAGAGCAAGAAACACCAGCCAAGUGCACAGCCUAGAAAUUAGAGAAACAACCUUUGCUACUACUACUCAUCUUUCAGCACAGAAAAUAUGUCCACAAAUUUACCGGUUCAGCAGGACUUAAUGACUACACUUACUGCCUUGUUACCUGAAAAUUUGUGGCUGGAAUUUUUUUGCAAAUUUGUGUCCGUGUUGCACGCCAUUGCAGUGUGCCCAACAUUUGUUACUGGCUUCUGCAGCUACUCUUAUCGGUACCAUGGUGGAAGCAUGUGAGGGAUCUAUGAACAAGCCUUUAAAUGAGAGAGGCGACUUGCUGACGUUGUGUGUUUUUUGUGAUGGAUGUCGCAGGAUAGUGUAGGCCGUCUAUAAGGGCCCCACAGGCAUGGUAUAUAUACUAUGCUUUAGAAGAGCAUGCAAAACUGCGUUCCUAAGCUUAUUUUU
This is a messenger RNA of Dermacentor albipictus, 5048 nucleotides long. RefSeq names its product Carnitine O-octanoyltransferase (gene CROT). The record is from RefSeq and is a predicted model, not a curated record. Gene Ontology annotation, molecular function: carnitine O-octanoyltransferase activity. Lineage: Eukaryota; Metazoa; Arthropoda; Arachnida; Ixodida; Ixodidae. Gene Ontology annotation, cellular component: peroxisome.